AGUCAGGCGGCGGCCGAUCAGAGACGCGCUAACAACGGAUCCAACGACCGGACAAUUAAUGCCAAACUAGGGAUGAGUUUACAAGAAGCGAUGCAAAUACUGAAUGUGGACAACAAGAAGCUGACGGAUAUGGACGCGGAGACCAUUCAGAAGAGUUACGACCACUUGUAUGACGUGAACGACAAGUCCAAAGGCGGCUCCUUUUAUCUGCAGUCAAAGGUGUGUAUUGUUUGCUCACGUAUUGAUGGAAACAUCAGUUUUGUGGCCACUGUUUGGGACAAUUAG
This is a messenger RNA of Oppiella nova, 285 nucleotides long. The record is from the annotation of a GenBank genome assembly. Lineage: Eukaryota; Metazoa; Arthropoda; Arachnida; Sarcoptiformes; Oppiidae.